AAAGAGAGAGCAAAAAUGGCAGAAGCUGUCGUCAGCAUUGCUGGAAAGAUCGUUUCUAUUCUCGGUUCUCAAGCAAUAGAAACAGUUGGAAAGUUUUGGGGCGUCAAGCAUGAACUCAAGGAGCUUAGGGACACUGUCUCCAGGCUUCAACCUGUACUAGACCACGCAGAAGAACAAUACCAUCAGACUCUCCAUGUUAGAGUUUGGGUUGAGGAUCUAAAAGACGCUUUCUAUGAGGCACACGACGUCCUUGAAGAAUUCAACAUCGAAGCUAUUCGACGAGAACUGAGGGGCCACAAUGAAAUGAUCAAGGAGGUAAAGACAUUUUUCUCAAGUUCAAACCAGCUUGCUUUUAAAUUGAAGAUGAGUAACAAAGUAAGAGCAGUGAGGGAGAGAAUACAAGCCAUUAAGGCUGAAAAGAAAUUCCACCUGAAUGAGCGCCCCGUGGAUUCACACAUAGAAAGAGAGUGGAGGAAGAGAGAAGAAACGCAUUCUUUUAUACGUGAGGGAGAUAUUAUAGGGAGAGAUGAUGAUAAGAAGAAGGUCAAGGAUUUUUUAAUGGAUUCAAACGUGAAAGAGGAUGUUUCCAUUCUUCCAAUAGUUGGCAUUGGGGGGCUUGGAAAAACAGCUCUUGCUCAGUGUGUGUAUAAUGAUGAGAUGGUUAGCAAACAGUUUAACAUGAAAAUGUGGGUUUGUGUCUCUGAUAACUUUGACAAGAAAAAAAUAGUGAAAGAUAUGAUAGCUUGUGCAAAGAAGAUAGAACCAACCGGGGUUACGAUGGAUCAGUUGCAAAGUGAGCUGAGGGGAGAGAUUGAUGGAAAGAGAUACCUCUUAGUUUUAGAUGAUUGGUGGAAUGAAGAACAAGAAACAUGGUUGAGCUUGAAAACUUUAUUGGUGGGAGGUGCUAGAGGAAGCAAGAUCCUUAUAACUACACGCCUUCCUCUAGUUGCGAAGAUCACUAGCACUACGCCGCAUCAUCUUCUUAGGGGCUUAUCUGAGAGUGCUUCUCUUAAAUUAUUAAUGCAAAUGGCUUGUUGUAAUGAAGAGGAGAAAAAAGAUCCCAACAUGCUAGCUAUUUGUAAAGAUAUUGUUACGAAGUGCUACGGGGUUCCAUUGGUUGUUCGAAUUAUUGGGAGUUUACUUGUUAAGAAAAGUAAGCACGAAUGGUCGCAAUUCAAAGAAAAUGAGCUCCCAGACGUGUCUCAAAGGGAAGACGGCAUAACAUUAAUUCUUAAACUUAGUUAUGACCAUCUUCCCUCACAUUUGAAGCGAUGUUUCGCGUUUUGUUCAUUGUUCCCCAAAGAUUUUGUGAUGGACAAGCGGACUUUGGUCGACCUUUGGAUGGCAGAAGGAUUUAUCCUGCCAUCGAAUAGAAGACAACAUUUAGAAGACAUUGGUCAUGGAUAUUUCAUGGAUCUACUUUGGAGUAACUUCUUCCAAGAUUUUAAACAAGAUCCAGACACGAAAGAGGAGACUUGCAAGAUGCAUGAUUUGAUGCAUGAUCUAGCUUGCAUGGUUGCAGGGACCGAGUAUUGGGUGGCAUGGGAUGACAGAAAAUCCGUUCACGAAAGAACCCGUCAUAUAUCCGUGGGUGACCUUCCAAUCUCACGCCUGAAAGCAUGUCCCCCGAGGACAUUUCUUUCUACUAUGCCACCGCAAAGAAGUGAAGUAGAUCUAUGCCAACUCAUGCAAAGUUUCAAGAGGUUACGCAUCUUGGAUCUACACUGCACAUAUGUCGAGAAGGUGCCAAGGUCCAUUUGUAAGUUGAAGCAUCUCACAUAUCUCAAUCUCUCUCACAAUACAACACUCAAAAGGCUUCCUAACUCCAUUACGAGAUUGCAGAAUUUGCAAACGCUUAAUCUCUCUGGUUGUGAUUCCCUUGAAGAAUUGCCAGAGGGCAUAAGGCGAUUAGUGAGCCUUCGGAAUCUAGACAUAGACGGCUGUAAAAGGCUUAGUUGUGUACCGCGCGGACUGAGGCAAUUGAGUUCUUUGCAUAGGCUAACGCGUUUCAUUUUACCCAAAGAUAAAGCUCUUGCUAAGAAUUAUUGCGAACUCGGGGAGCUAAAUGGGCUUAAUGACAUCCGAGGACGACUUUGCAUUGAAAAUUUAGGAAGCGUGACGGAUGUAGCAGAAUCCACGAUUGCGAACUUGAUAGGGAAGCGUUUUCUAGAAUCUUUGGCACUUAGUCGGGCCAAUUUCGACGCCGAUGACGCGAUAAUCAAGGUUAGAGAUGAGGCUCUAUUAAAUGGAUUGCAGCCGUCCUCAAAUCUAGAGGAGUUGGCGAUCAAGGGAUAUAAAGGUGAGAGGUUUCCAAGGUGGAUGUUGAACAAUAGCCUUGUGUCUUCCUUGCCAAAUUUAGUUGAGUUGCGAUUAUGGAGAUGCACGAGAUGUAAAUGGCUCCCUCAAUUAGGCCAACUACCUCGCCUCCGGACUUUAGAGAUUUAUGGGAUGAGUAAAUUGGAAUUCAUCGAGUCAGACCAUUCAUUCACUUCAACAACGACAUCAUUUCCUAGUCUAUUGAGAUUAGUGAUCCAUGGCUGUGAGAAAUUGAAAGCCAUGCCACGAACUCCACAUCUUAAGGAGUUAAAGCUGAGUAAGGCCAACCUAGCGUUGAUAAAUCAGUUAGUUGGCCUUAACAAGUUGAAGACUCUGGAUAUAAGUUUUAUGUACCGUCUAGAAUGUUUGCCUGAGGAGUGUUUGAAAAGUCUCACCUCACUCGAAUCCCUUCGCAUCGGAUAUUGUCCUAUGUUGACUUCCGUCUCGUCACUCGGAAUGAGACAUCUAUCCAGUCUCGUGGAUCUCUCUAUCUUGAAUUGCGCGGAGUUGGAUUUAUCGAAAGAAGAAAGCGGCAACAUCAUCAUCUUGGAUGGAGGCCUUCUUCACAAUCUCCGCUCCGUGAUAAUCUCGUGCCUUCCAAAACUAAAAUAUCUCCCGCAGUGGCUUCUACAGGCCAGCAAUCUCGAGCGUCUCGAGAUUUCGAUUUGCGACAAAUUGAAGGAAUUACCAGAGCAGAUCGGGGACCUUCAAUCGCUUCAAUGGCUUGACAUCACAAGGUGCCCCUCGCUGACGUCAUUACCCGAAGGAAUACGAAGGCUUGCAUCCCUUACUUACCUAGACAUCCUCGAUUGCCCAGAAUUGAGGAAGAGGUGCAAAAGAGAUGGAGGCGAGGACUGCUUCUUCUUCUUCUUCUUCUCUGAAUGCGACAUCUAUCCAGUCUCGUGGAUCUCUAUAUUUGGGAUUGCGAGGAGCUGGAUUUAUCGAAAGAAGAAAGCGGCAACAUCAUCAUCAUCUUGGAUGGAGGCCUUCUUCACAGUCCCGCAGUGGCUUCUACAGGCCAGCAAUCUCGAGCGUCUCGAGAUUUCGGAUUGCAACAAAUUGAAGGAAUUACCAGAGAAGAUCGGGGACCUUCAAUCACUUCAAGUGCUUGACAUCGGAUGGUGCCCGUCGCUGGCCUCAUUGCCCGAAGGAAUGCGAAGGCUCGCAUCCCUCGCUUACCUAUGCAUCGUGGAUUGCCCAGUAUUGACGAAGAGGUGCAAAAGAGCUGGAGGCGAAGACUGGUACAAGAUUGCUCAUAUCCCCGACAUAUUUGUUCGACAAUGA
Molecule: messenger RNA, 3600 nt
Organism: Rhodamnia argentea
Lineage: Eukaryota; Viridiplantae; Streptophyta; Magnoliopsida; Myrtales; Myrtaceae
Product: putative disease resistance protein RGA1
Exons: 2
Coding region: 16-3600 (1194 amino acids)
Biological process (GO): defense response to fungus
Molecular function (GO): ADP binding; protein binding
Source: RefSeq, a predicted model, not a curated record